AUGUUGAUUCUUAACUUACAGCUGGCCUACUUCGGUUGCGAGGCGUUCAAGGCAGCUAUCGACGACCUAGACGCUCGUCACGUCAUGGAUUUUGCUCGCCAUGAGGCCGAUGUGUUAGAAGAGCUGGCGAAGAAGGAGAACGAGAAAGAUGAAGACAUCGUGGCGUUGAAGAACCUGUUCCAAUUUAUUGGCAAGCGAUCUUUAGUUUAG
This is a messenger RNA of Fusarium fujikuroi IMI 58289, 210 nucleotides long. RefSeq lists its product as uncharacterized. The record is from RefSeq and is a predicted model, not a curated record. The transcript has a single exon. The coding region runs from base 1 to 210 and encodes 69 amino acids. Lineage: Eukaryota; Fungi; Ascomycota; Sordariomycetes; Hypocreales; Nectriaceae.